This is a messenger RNA of Oncorhynchus masou masou (cherry salmon), 3135 nucleotides long. RefSeq names its product dynactin subunit 2-like. Gene Ontology annotation, biological process: mitotic spindle organization. The transcript has 12 exons. Bases 176 to 1435 code for a protein of 419 amino acids. NCBI's taxonomy places the organism in Eukaryota, Metazoa, Chordata, Actinopteri, Salmoniformes, Salmonidae. The record is from RefSeq and is a predicted model, not a curated record. Gene Ontology annotation, cellular component: cytoplasm; centrosome; dynactin complex.
GUGGACUUCCGUAAUACCAUAGACGAAUAUUCGUUUGCUGUUUGUUUAUUCCGUUGGUGAUAGCUAUAUAACGGAGUAAAAACGUGUCCACACGGUCUAUUUCAAAGACCGUUGGCAGAUUUUUUUCGUUCUUGUCUACUCUUCCACCACGGGUCUCGUCAUUGCAUCCUCACAAAUGGCUGAUCCCAAAUACGCCAACUUGCCUGGAAUUGCGUCCAACGAGCCAGAUGUAUAUGAGACCAGCGAGCUGCCAGAAGAUGACCAGGCACAGUUUGAGUCGGAAGAGCUGGGCAGUGACAAUGUGGAGAGGAUCGUGGUCAACCCUAAUGCAGCUUACGACAAGUUCAAGGACAAACGCGUCAGUACUAAAGGAAUCGACUUCUCAGACUGUAUCAGUAAGAACAAAAGAGUGGGCUAUGAGUCUGGAGAAUAUGAGAUUUUGGCGGAGGGCUGUGGGGUGAAGGAAACCCCCCAGCAGAAGUACCAGCGGCUGGUCAAUGAGAUCCAGGAGCUCAGUCAUGAGGUGGAAACCAUCCAGGCGACCACGAAGUAUAGCAGUGCAGAGGAGCAUCUGACCCCAGUAGUCCUAGCUCAGCAAGCUGCCCAGCUCAAACAGCAGCUGGUCUCUGCCCACCUGGACACUCUGCUGGGACCACAGGCACAUAUCAACCUAGCUGACCCAGACAGAGCACUGGCCAAGCGUCUGCUAACCCUUCUGGAGGCAACGAGGAGCAGUAGGAGGAGUACGGUGGAGGGGAAGGCCUCAGCAGCAUCUAAAGCUCCCGAUGGUGUGGUGCUCUAUGAGCUGCACAGCCGGCCAGAGCAGGAGAAGUUCACAGACGCUGCCAAGAUGGCAGAGCUGGAGAAGCGGCUUGCAGAGCUGGAGACUGCUGUGGGCUCUGGAUCAGACAAACAGGGUCCUCUGAGUGCUGGGGUGCAGGGAGGCAGUCUCAUGGACACCAUGGAGCUGCUGCAGGCGCGGGUCAGUGCUCUGGACUCAGCCACUCUGGACCAGAUAGAGGCCAGACUGCAGAGUGUCCUUGGGAAGAUUAAUGAGAUUGCAAAGCACAAGGCAGCCAUCGAAGAUGCUGAUACACAAAACAAGGUGUCUCAGCUGUAUGACGUGGUGAAGAAGUGGGACGCCAUGGCAACCUCUCUGCCUCAGGUGGUGCAGAGGCUCAUGGCUGUCAAAGAGUUGCAUGAAGAAGGUGCAUACGACCAUGAAGGAGAAUCUCCUGUCGGUAGAAGAGAACUUUGCUGCCCUGGACCAGAGGAUGAAAAAGUUGAACAAAUAAAUCUGCUUAGUUUGAAAAACUGCUCUUUGGUCGAGUUUGGAAAAUGUCGGAGAGGGAGAGAUUGGCGUCUUUUCCACUUCUCUCCCUGUCUGUCUUCAUCUAAUUCCGCUGCCUUUUUUUCUGGAAGCCGGAAUGUUUGAUCAAGUGGAUUAUAAUAAAAAAUGGAGACCAAAUGUUCUUGUCUAUUCUCCCUUCCCAACCUCUUUUCUUUCCCAUUGAAACACGUUAUAUUUGGUAUGCAAUGCAAUACACCACCCACUAUACAGAAUCCCAUUGAAAUGUUUACUUUGGCUGAAAUGCAUUAUUAUUAUGGAGUGGCUGCGGAUCUGACCAUUUGGGGAUCUUUAGUCCAAAGCUUCUGCACAUGUGCGGAUCACGUUCCUGCGCAGGUGUAUAUUCUCCACUUUACGCACAGAACAGGCUACUCAGGCAGAUGAUGCUACUUUUAAUAGUCAUAUUAAAGCUCAAUGUCUGCAAGAUCACAUAAUGAUCACAGUAUUCUACAUAACAGAACCUAAUAUAAUAGCCUAGUUUAACAUGACUGUAAAACAGAAACACUAUUCAAUAGUGAAUGAUCAUUCAAGUUUUACAGGUGAAACAUCCAUGUGGCAUAAUUCUGCAUUGUAAACAUUUGAUCUUGAUCAGUUUCAUGAGUAUACGCAUUUAGGUGUUCUUGAGUUAUACAGUGUUUUGAAGUAGCCUGUUGUUUUGAAUGAUGCACAGGGAAUGAAUUUUAGAUCAGAUGGUGUUAACUGUAGCCUGCCUGUGUAUUUUGUCUAGUGGCGCGCGCGGUUGAGUUUUGGCCGUGAGAGAAAUGCCAUGGUGUUUUUGUUUUACAAUAACAUUUUACUAUGUUUUGGUUCUGUUAUGUAGAUUACUGUGAAUAUUAUGUGACCUUGCAGACAUUGGUCUAAACUUUACUAAACAAGCACCAUUCGACCUGAGUAGCCUGUUCUCUACGAGUAAAGUAGAGAAUACAUGCGUAGAUUGUUAUAUUUUUGAUUUAACCUUUAACUAGGCAAGUCGGUUAUUUACAAUGACGGCCAAACCCUAACGUCGCUGGGCCAUAUGCCCAGAAGCUUCAGCUAUUUUCUUUUCUGACUAAAGAUGGCUCCACAGACUCCAACUAUAUACACACACAUCACUUAAUAUUCACGUUCCCUUCAAAGCUUGAUUGCUUUUAGACUGAAAUGAUUCUCAAUGAAAAUGGAUCCAUAACCUUUCAACCUCUUCAACCACACUGUUUAGGUAUUUUCAACAACAUUCAUUCAGCUAAGUCAAUUUAUUUUCCUGUUUUGGCAGAGCUCUAUGUAAAGAUAUGGCUCUGGUUUGAGAAGUGUUCAGAACAACAACAAAAACAAUGGCAUGUUUAAGAAAGGACAUGUCUACAACUGCACAAAAACUAACCAUCGGUUGCAUCCCAAUUGUCUACUCUUCUCCCAAAUGUGCACUUGCACACUUCCCGUCAUGGAUAUAGCAAUGGUGGAAACGUCCUCUAGCCAAUGCUUACACCAAACCAAUGGGGAGGUGUGCAAGUGCACACUGGCAGAAGGGUGGAGAAUCGGGAUGUGCAUUGUCAUCCAUCUUCCUACUGGUGUAGCAGCAGGAGCACCUACAUUACCUGUGUGUGCUGGGGUCUGAAGUCAUGAAGUAAUGCUUGUAAAUACACUUGUGUACUUAAUGUUUCAUGCUCAGUUGCUUGUAACUAUUGUAUUAUGACAGACUACAAUGCCACAGACAAACUAAUUUUAAUCUACUGUGUCAUUGCUUACGAUGGACUGUAAUUGUACCUGAACCAGUCUGGUGAUGGGAUAUCUGAAUAAAACAUGCUUUAACUACA